GGUUCUACUGCUGGCGCGCAGGGCAGGCAGUAGGUGGCUUAGGCUUAGGGGCGCCUGCGGUCGGCAUGAGCGGCUGUGGGUUCUUCUUGCGCAGGGCGGCUGCGGCCCGAGCCUGCCGGGCUCUGGUGGCCCUCACGGCGAGUCGACGCCCGCUGCGCACCAGUCCGCACAGUCGAGGUUUCGCCAAGGAGCUCUGCUUGGGCAAAAUUGAGAAGAAUGGAGUUUUCCCAUUCCCAGAGGUGAGCCAAGAUGAACUUAAUGAAAUCAAUCAAUUAGUAAAACCUGUGGAAAAAUUCUUCAUGGAAGAGGUGGACUCUGGAAGAAUUGACCGGGAAGGAAAGAUCCCAGAUGACACUUUAGAGAAACUGAAGAGCCUAGGGCUUUUUGGGAUGCAGGUCCCAGAAGAAUAUGGUGGCCUGGGCCUCUCCCACACCAUGUAUGCACGGCUGGGGGAGGCCAUCAGCCUGGACGCAUCCAUCACUGUGACCCUCGCAGCGCACCAGGCCAUUGGCCUCAAGGGGAUCAUCUUGGUCGGCACUGAGGAGCAGAAGGCCAAAUACCUGCCCAAGCUGGCGUCUGGGGAGCACAUCGCUGCCUUCUGCCUCACGGAGCCAGGCAGCGGGAGCGAUGCUGCCUCCAUCCAGUCCAGAGCCACGUUAAGUGAAGACAAGAAGCACUACAUCCUCAAUGGCUCCAAGGUCUGGAUCAGCAACGGAGGCCUGGCCAGUGUUUUCACUGUGUUUGCAAGGACUGAGGUGGCUGAUUCUGAUGGCUCGGUAAAAGACAAAAUCACAGCUUUUAUAGUCGAAAGAGACUUCGGUGGAAUCACUAAUGGGAAGCCUGAGGACAAGUUGGGCAUUCGGGGUUCUAACACUUGUGAAGUCCACUUCGAAAACACCAAAGUGCCUGUGGAAAAUGUCCUUGGAGAAGUUGGAGGUGGCUUUAAGUUGGCCAUGAACAUCCUCAACAGUGGGCGGUUCAGCAUGGGCACGCUAGUGGCCAGCAUGAUCAAGAAAUUGAUUGAAAUGACCGCUGAAUACGCCUGUACAAGGAAGCAGUUCAACAGGAAACUGAGUGAAUUUGGAUUAAUCCAGGAGAAGUUUGCACUGAUGGCUCAGAAGGCAUAUGUGAUGGAAAGCAUGGCCUACCUCACCGCGGGGAUGCUGGACCAGCCAGGGCUUCCAGACUGCUCCGUGGAGGCAGCCAUGGUGAAGGUGUUUAGCUCCGAGGCGGCCUGGCAGUGUGUGAGUGAGGCGCUGCAGAUCCUGGGGGGCUCGGGCUACAUGAAGGACUACCCCUACGAACGCAUGCUGCGUGAUGCCCGCAUCCUCCCGAUCUUUGAGGGAACCAACGAGAUCCUCAGGCUGUUUAUUGCUCUGACGUGCCUACAGCAUGCUGGCCGGAUCCUGACCACAAAGAUGAAUGAAUUGAAACGGGGCAACAUGGGUGUAGUCAUGGAGACCAUUGGCCGGAGGCUUCGGGACUCUCUGGGCCAAGCUGUGGACAUGGGCCUGACAGGCGAUCUUGGACUGGUGCAUCCUAGUCUUGGGGACAGUGCCACAAAGCUUGAGCAGAAUGUCUUUUUUUUUGGCCGGACAGUUGAGGCACUGCUGCGCCGCUUUGGAAAGAGCAUUGUGGACGAGCAGCUGGUGCUGAAGCGGGUGGCCAACAUCCUCAUCAACAUGUAUGGCAUGGUGGCUGUGUUGUCACGGGCCAGCCGCUCCAUCCGCAUUGGGCUCCGGGACCACGACCAUGAGGUUCUGCUGGCCAACAUGUUCUGUGUGGAAGCUUAUUUUCAGAAUCUCUUCAGCCUGUCUCAGCUGGACAAGGAUGCUCCAGAAAACCUGGAUAAGCAGACCAAGGAAAUAGCCCAGCUGAUCCUUGAGAAGCGCGCCUACAUCUGUAGCCACCCCCUGGACAAGUUGUCCUGAGGCAACAAGUUGUCCUGAGGCAGGGACAGUGCUACUUCCUGCCCCCACGCCAUGGCUGACCGCAGACACCAUGGAGAACUCAGGGCCAUCCCAGCUAGCUGCCAGUGGGCACCGGACAGGCUUCUCCUUGCCCAGGGUCUUGGCUGGCCCUGACCCAAAGCCUGCAUCUGAUCAGAUGAGAACCACUCACAACUGUGGAGAGCAUAGAGUUGCUGAGGCCUGGCACUGCAGCUGUGGGACAGUUGAGAAGAUACCACAGUGGUGGCUCCAGGCUUGCAGGGCUCUGUCUGAGGCAGGGGCUAUCGUUUCUACCAGACCGCAGGUCAAGAAAUGGCUUGGAAGCUAUGACUUGGUCAUGCAUGGAUACUAGGAGCAAAAUGUGUGUCAGGAGCCAUUUAACAAAAAGAAUGUAAAAUGCCA
Molecule: messenger RNA, 2351 nt
Organism: Octodon degus (degu)
Lineage: Eukaryota; Metazoa; Chordata; Mammalia; Rodentia; Octodontidae
Gene: Acad9
Product: acyl-CoA dehydrogenase family member 9
Exons: 18
Coding region: 66-1931 (621 amino acids)
Molecular function (GO): flavin adenine dinucleotide binding; acyl-CoA dehydrogenase activity
Source: RefSeq, a predicted model, not a curated record